UAUUACGAUAGCAUACAAAAAGCUUUUGCCAGUGCGACGCGUCAACAGCGAUUCCAAAAUUUACCACUAUUAAUAUGCUUUGCUUGUGCAACUGAUAAUCAGGUGGGCAUGGGAACCACAAGGCGGGUUUCACUGAUAGAAUGUACAAGGCGUUUGUUUCCAAGGAAAGUUGCCACAUGGACGAGAAGAAGAAAGCCAUCAGUUUUGCCGAAGAUAGAAAAAACGGAGGGUCUUUCCCACGCGCUCAAAUUAAUCAAACACGGGGUCCCCCACAAACAAAGAACGAUAUAUUUGCCAGUCCAUCAGCGGGCGUGUAUGAUAUAGCGCGUGGAGUGUACAAUCAAUAUAUGCAUGCAGAAGGACAAUGGGGGUGAUGACGGAAGGGAAGGAAAAAUUUCGGUUUGGUGUUGCCGUUGGGGCAUUGCGUUGGAUGACUAAACCACGGUUUUCUCGGGGUUAGGUGGGUUUGACUGAGAAAUGCCGAAAACCAAAGCCAAGCUUUGGAAAGCCCAGCAGUCACCCUGCUGAGCCCAACACAAUUCAUUGGCAUUGAAAACGGCUACAGUAAACCAAAAACCACUUCUUGACAGUGCCAUCCUCUCCCACUACCCAGCACACACACACAUACUGUACCCGAGAAAAAAAUAAAUAAAAACACAAAAACCAAACAGAAAUUAAGUCAGUACCUCUCUCUCUCUCUCUCUCUCUCUCUCUCUCCUUGUCACACAUCUCUAUCAGCCGGACACACGGUAUACCAUGACAGAAGCUUCCGUUGUUUUCUCCUAAACGUUUCGGAUUUUGCUGGCUUUUGGGUUCGAGAAGUUGAAGGGGGGCUUUUAAUGGCGGAAAACGAUGGUUUUGACAGGGACCAUUUGGCUGUCACAGCGGGUACUAAUUUCUCUCAGUUGCUGUUUGCUGACGAUGAUUCUUCGGUCGUGGGUCUUGAUGUUAACCAGUCUUUCAACUUUGCUUCUUCCUCUGCUUUCUCUGCUGCUGAGAAACCACCCAAAAUGCUCUGUUUUGGAAACUACCAGUACAAUGAAGACCUGGUUUUUUCUGAUACUACAAGGACUUCUCAGAAAUCGGGUGUCACUUGCAGCGAUUCAUCGUCUACUUCGUCUAGCAACCGACUCAGCGUCAACACUUUGUCUAAACCCAACCAGAAAAAGAGAAAUGGGUGGGAUCAAGAAUCGGUUCAAUCUACAAGCGCCAUGACCACAUAUGUGAUGGCUAGUCAGAAAACCUCUAAAAGGACCAAAACGGAAAACCCAACAACGACCAUCCCUGCGAAGAGGAAGGAGAAGCUUGGAGAACGAAUUGCGGCAUUGCAGCAACUGGUUUCACCUUUUGGCAAGACUGAUACAGCAUCUGUGCUUCACGAAGCCAUGGGCUAUAUCAAAUUCCUCCAAGACCAAGUUCAGGUCUUGUGCUCGCCUUAUCUGCAACGGCUGGCUUCUUUACCUGAAAGUGAGGGCGGUGAAAAUGGUGAUGGAGGAAAAGCUAGGAAGGAGCUGAGGAGUAGAGGACUUUGCCUGGUCCCAGUGGAAUGCACAGUACAUGUGGCAAACGACAACGGUGCUGAUUUUUGGUCACCCGCUAUGUCCAAUGAUGUGGUUUCAUUAUCAACGAAGCAGUGACUGGAAAUUUUUCAAAACGUCACUUUUUGGGAAUACGGAUGAGGUUUCUUCCUGGAAGCUUGCUGAAUUUGGUACUUUCAUCUUAAAAUUACAGGACAUUUUAGGAGGAAAAAUAAAAGGACAAAGGAAGAAUCAGUUCAUAAAAUGGUAAAAGAGGGUUAAAAAAGGUGUUAUUUUUAAUAUGUUGGAGGACUAUUCCUUUAUAAAAUUGGGUUUGAAUUUUUGAUUAUUUAUAUUGAAAAUGAAAAAAAAAAAAAAAAAUGGAAACGGGGGGGUAUUUAGGCAUUUAUCUAACGUGUGUGGCAUCGAGAGGAAUGGGUUCAGCAUGGCAAACACCUGUAAAUUUUGUUAGGGAUUUAAAAAAAAAAAAAAAAAAAUCACCAAUGCGCUACGUUGAGAAAGCUUC
Ziziphus jujuba (common jujube) is the source of this 2043-nucleotide messenger RNA. RefSeq names its product transcription factor bHLH113. Gene Ontology annotation, cellular component: nucleus. The record is from RefSeq and is a predicted model, not a curated record. Gene Ontology annotation, molecular function: protein dimerization activity; RNA polymerase II cis-regulatory region sequence-specific DNA binding; DNA-binding transcription factor activity, RNA polymerase II-specific. The coding region runs from base 840 to 1637 and encodes 265 amino acids. The transcript is spliced from 6 exons. NCBI's taxonomy places the organism in Eukaryota, Viridiplantae, Streptophyta, Magnoliopsida, Rosales, Rhamnaceae. Gene Ontology annotation, biological process: regulation of transcription by RNA polymerase II.